Messenger RNA from Vitrella brassicaformis, 3079 nucleotides. Lineage: Eukaryota; Vitrellaceae. The record is from the annotation of a GenBank genome assembly.
GAACAGAAGAGCGCUUUCUGCCUUUCCACAGCCAGCCAUGCACCUACUGAUAGCGCGAGGCCUCAUCCUUCAAGCAUCUUUACCGGUGCUCUCACACGGGGCUGUCCAUGCUCACGCUCACGGCCUUCGAGCUCUUGCGUUUUUCGCGCGAUGCCGGGUGCUCAAGAAGAAGAUCAAACCGCACACGAGGGACACUCAGAAAGGAAGAUCUUGCAGACAGAGGUGAGGUUGGCGGCCUGCAGCCAUGAUUGAUUGAUUGAUUCAUUCACUGGUUGUUUGCUUGCGUUUGCUUGUGUUGUGUGUGCUGUAUGUGUUCAUUUGCAGUGCUGUGCGGACAGAGGAGGCGCCAUUCCAUGCGGGAGAGGUGUGUGUGGGCGCACUGCGGAGGAUCUAUGACAGGCGAGGCCGGGGCAAUGCUGAGAACGCAGUCAAGAAGGCGAUUGCCCAGCUGGGAGAUCAUGAGCAGAAGGUGCCUCUGUCUGUCUGGUGACGACGCCUGACUGCAUGGCCAUCCACUUGUGUGUGUGUGUGUGUGUGUGUGUGUGUCUGCAGGACCCAGUUUCGCGUGCCUUCGUUGCCGACUCGGUGCUGGGUGUGGUGGUCAGGUGGCUGACGCUUCACUUUGUGCUGGUGACGCUGCUCACAUCGGUGGCACAAAGCGAAGCGGCGGCAGGUCCGCAUGACGCAUAAGUAAAAGUAGUGGGGGUGCCGGUUCUUCUGUAAUACAUGCAGGUGCAUUAUCGCGAGAGGGGAAUGGCCUGUCUGCAGCCGAUGUCGGUGUCCUUAAUGGUUUCCAGAGGUAUCCACUCGUGUACCAGCCACGUACGCGUGCAGGUUGACACACACACACUUCCCUCUGUGUGUGUCAGGCCAGGAGAGGGCAAGGCGUAUGAGGGCCUCACAGCAGAGGGGAGGGACUUCCUGGUCCGUGCUCUGCUGCUCAUCUAUUGGGACACUUUCAUGCCGGCACACCUGCGCGGCUGCUGUGGCCCCAAAAGCAGAGAUGGCCAGGUGCGUCGUGAUGCACAUUCGCACGCCCCCAGUGUGUGCGCUUUGAGUGCCUGGAUCGGUGUACGGUGCGCAGGCGGCCUUCCUCGACGGCAGGAGUGCAGAGGAUGAGUCGAGAAGGGCCCUUGCCGAGGCGAUUGUCGAUGCGCAACGACAGAUGUGCACAGAUCAGCUGCUUGCAGGGUUGGCAGUGCACACACGGACUCUAUGUGUCUCUCUAUGUAUAUGUGUGUGUGUUCAUGCACACAGGCAGCCUCUGUGGGUACGCAGCAGCCUUCCCGAGUGGCUGGUCAGCAAGUGGGAGUCCGAGUACGGCACCGAGACGGCCGAGAUGGUCGCCAUGGCAUCCUGCCAGCGGGGCACGACGACACUCAGGCAUGUAUGUGCUGACGAAUGGAAUCAUAUGGAUCGACUCUGUAUCUUGUGCCGUGUGUGGGUGUCUGUGUGGGCGCAGGGUGAACAGUCUCAAGACGACGCGCGAGGCCUUUCUCGCCUCCCUUCGUGAACGCAAUGUGAACGCCUCGCCGACUAAGACGUCGCCAUACGGCGUCACGCUCGAGGUGCCGCACACACAUCCAUACCAUAUAGAAACGUGGAUCUCUCUCCCUCUGUCUGUCUGCAGGCAAGGCGGCCGCGUGGCGUGUCAUUGCGUGAGCUGGGCGGCUGGCACUCGGGCGAUUUCGAAUUGCAGGUGCGUCGACUCGACGCACCGACCACCGUGCCUCCAUCUAUCUAGACAGAUGUGUGUGUGUCAGGAUGAGGGCUCCCAGCUGAUUGCGUGUGCGUGUCGACAGCUGGACGGCCCGCAGGCGGCCACCAGUCCACUAAUCAUCGACCUGUGUGCAGGUAGGGAUGGAUGGAGGGAUGGACAUCCACUCGUACGGUACCUGUGUGUGUGUUGUCCUGGUGCGAUGAGAGCAGGAAGGGGCGGGAAGACGCUCGCCUUGGCGGCCAUGUACCCGUCCGGGAGGAUCUACGCAUACGACACCGACCACACACGACUCGAUGACAUAGAGGUCUAACACAUGAUUAUACCGAUCCAUCCGACAGACCGAACAAUCGGUGUCUGUCUCUCUUUGUGUCAACCUUGGGUGUGCACAACCCUACAGUGGCGGCUGCCGCGGUCGCACGCCAGCUCGUGUGUGUCAGUGGUGAGAGAUGGGCAGCAACUGGCGGCUCUGAAGGUGCGCAAGGCAAUAAAGGCCACACAGUCAGCGAACCGGUAUGUGAAUCCUGUGUGUGUGAUGUGAAUGACGUGUGAAGGGCAAGGCCGACAUUGUGUUGGUGGACGCUCCCUGCUCGUCACUCGGGGCCCUCAGAAGACACCCAGGGUGCAUACCUCCCGCCGCACUGAGAAAAGCCACGCCAUCCAUCCAUCCAUCCUGCGCUCUUCUCGUGCAUUGAAUGCAGUCUUCGGUGGCAGCUCAACCAGACGGAGACCACACUGCCGGCACUGCAGACGGCCAUUUUGCGUAAGUAAGAGUGAAUGGAAUGGCCACACACACAAACCCAUGUGAGCAUCCAUUUUGUUCAUUCAGUUGGCGCCCGUGAUUAUGUGCGUCCGGGCGGCCUGCUGGUGUACGCCACCUGCGCCCUCUCCCGGCACGAGAACGACCACGUGGCUGCCGUGAUGGACCGACAGAGCGGCUUUGCCCCCUGCCCAUGCCCACUGCUGACCAGUAAACAGGCAGUAAUACACUGCGAUGGAUCACGUAUGGAUGUCGGUGUGUUUGUGUGCAGGUGCAAUUAAUGCUGGCGAGUUGUGUGGGGAGGUGGGUCGGUCGGGCCACUGCACGCUCUUCCCCAGCGGCGGUGGUGGCACCGAUGGGUUCUUUGUGGCGAGAUGGACGAGGGAGGACACUGGAGUGGCAGAGAUGUGAUUAUUGAGCACUAGUAGCCCGACAGACAGACAGACAGACAGGUGCCUGAUACCACAAUGGGAUCAUCCCGUGUCGGUCAUAUGAAUUGUCUCGUUUGGUGUGGUGAGCAACAUCGAUCAGCCUUGUGUAUAUCAUGCAUUUGCAUGCCUGCGUGUGUAUCUGAUGGAUGGACCACACGACGUUAAAUCCAG